Messenger RNA from Besnoitia besnoiti, 1962 nucleotides. RefSeq names its product PUB domain-containing protein. NCBI's taxonomy places the organism in Eukaryota, Apicomplexa, Conoidasida, Eucoccidiorida, Sarcocystidae. Bases 1 to 1962 code for a protein of 653 amino acids. The record is from RefSeq and is a predicted model, not a curated record. The transcript is spliced from 13 exons.
AUGGAGGAAGCAAACAGCAAGGAGAAAUGCGAGGUGGAAAGUCUCCUUUUGGAGAUCGGCGAAGAGUUGGGCCGGUCAGAGGUCCAGAUGCAGCCUUUCGUUGACAAGCUGGUACGGGACAACUGGCUCGAAACAGCAGAGAGUCUGCGAAGCCUAUCCGCGGCGCAGUGGACGCAGCUGCAGCUGCCGUUGCGCCUCGAGGAGCUCUUGAAGCGGAGAAUCCGGUCGGCGGAGGAGGGCCCCUCGAUCGCAUCUUCUUCUCCCUCUCCUUCUCCCUCUGCUCCUCCGUCUGCCUCGCCGUCGUUUUCUGCUGCGUCUGCCGCCCCAACGCCGGUCUCGGUUGUCGCGCGCGCGCCCGCGGCGGAGGUCAAGAGCGGAGCGGAGGCAGCGAAAGAUCCAAACGUUUUUGAGGAAGCAGACUUUGCAGUCGUCUACGCUGCCGUCACUGACGAGACGCUUUUUCCCUUCUCACUCACUGAGGCAAUCGAAAGAUUGCAACUCGAGGUCCCCCGGGAGGCGCUCGCGGGCGUCCUCCGCACGCUGUUCACGGUGAUUGACGGCGUGCUGGCGCAGCCCUCGAACCCGAAGAAGCGACGCUUGCGCAAGGCGAACGCAACAUUCCACAAUCAAGUUGGCCGGCACCGCGCGGCAGUGCAGGUGAUGGAGGCUGCUGGCUUCUGCGAAGGCAAGAUGCGCGACCCAGCCUCUGGCGCCCUCGAGGACUUCUACGUGAUGGACACUGCCUACGUGAUGAGACUCACGGACGCGCAUCACUUGCUCUCGCAACUCGCGCCUCAUGCGGGCGUCGAGGCGCCGCCCCUGCCCUCAGCGGGCUUCAAUCCCUACAGCUCCUCCAUCGUCUCAGCUUCCGGCACCUCGUAUAGGCAAAUCGCGGGCAAACACGCAGAUCAGCGGCUGGUUGAGAGCUCCAAACUGAAGGAAAAGAUUAAAGAGCGCGAGCAACUCCUUCAGACAGGAGGAGGCGAGGAAGUGCCUUUGGCGCCGGCCGUCUACGCGCUGGAGGAGCUCCGCGCGCGCGAGAGAGCGGAGAAGGCCGAACUGCUUCGCGCGAAUGCAACGCGAUUCGAAGAGGAGCUCGCGGCCGCCAACGCCGACAAGCCAAGCCUCACAGCCGCAGACAUUGCGCGAAUCAAAGAGAUCAUGGGAGAUGGACCGUCGUUCAAGUCGCGCAUGCGUCAGCAGCUGGAGCAGCUCGAGAAGCGAAAGGUGUUUAAGAGCUGCACGGUGCGUGUGCUUCUUCCUGACCGCGUUAUUCUCCAGCUGAAAUUCGCGCCGCACCAGACACUCAAGCUCGUGCGGCACCACAUCCAGCAGUUCCUUCAUCCGCAGCUGCGGUCCGCCGAGACGCCGUUCGGCCGCUGGUUCCUGUGCGAGACUCCUCCGCUGCGCAAAGUCGACCUGAAGAAGACGCUCUACGAGGAAGGUUUCGUGCCCAACUGCACGCUUCACCUCAAGUUUCCAGACGAGUGUCCGCCCUUCCCGCUUCCCUGCCUCGACCCUGAGGCGCUCGCGCAGCACAACCUCCGCGCGCCUUCUUUCUCCCUGGCGAGCUCCUGCGCGGCCUUCUUCGCCUCCGCUGCGUCCUCCGGCUCUGCGUCAUCUUCUUCUGCCGCGUCGCCCUCCUCUCCAUCGGCUGCGGGCGCUCGCGCGACGCGGCUCGAGGGCGCUGGGGCGGCGACGAGUGCGCGGGCGCCGAGGAGUCCGCUGGCGGCCGGGUCGGCUGCGAGGAGUCAGGAGCCGGUGUACGUACUUCCUGCGCAAGACGGGCAGCUGCAGCCCAGGCGCUUGUCUUCCGCCUCUUCAACCUCUUCGGCCUCUUCCUCGCAGGCACCCCCGUCGUCGCCCUCCAGCUCAGGCGACGCUCAGAGACCGCGGGGACUGGAGGUAGACGCGCUGACCAAGAAGACCUCAAUCGUGCGGAAUAUCUUCAGAAAGAAGUGA